AUGUCUACCAACGGCAAGACAGAGUCUUUUCCAGCAGCGAUGCCGCAGAGCUCCAUGGUUCGCAAGACCAGCGCACAGAAUGUCCCAAGACGACGACGGAAGAGCAGUACACUCGGCGCCGACCCACGAGGAGACACUGGAGCGGGUGCUAUAGCUACGAAUCUUUCACCUCACGAAUCGGACGGCUCACCUACAUCCUCUGUCGAGCGGAAAGCGAAUGAGAAACAACCACGCGAGCGCAAGAGGAAGAAAGCGCUCAAGCUCUUGAGAAGAUGGAGACGCAUGUCACGACGCCAUACCUGGCUCAACCCUCUGAUCCUCAUAAUCGUCGUAUUAUCAGCCUAUUUCAUCAGCCCCGGCGAACAGAAUCUACUCCACCCAUUCCUGUACCUCUCCUAUGCCGACCCUGCACUCGAAGAACGGACGAACACACUUCCAGCGCAUAUUGGAGACGUAACACAAUACGGCAAAGGACCCCAGGACCUCAAGUUCGUCGGCUUCUACAUCAUCGUUUUCACCUUCACCCGAGAAUUCCUGAUGCAGCGUUUCAUCAAGCCGCAAGGCAUCUACUUCGGCAUUGGACGAAGUAAGAUGGCGCGGUUCUUGGAACAGUAUUAUACGGCCAUGUACUUCGUCAUUUUCGGCCCGUUUGGACUCUUCGUUAUGAGCAGGACGCCGGUGUGGUAUUUCAAUACUACCGGCAUGUAUGAGGGGUACCCGCAUCGUGCGCAUGAGGCGUGGUUCAAGGCGUACUAUCUGCUGCAAGCCGCGUACUGGUCACAGCAGGCUAUUGUGCUCAUGCUGCAGCUUGAGAAGCCGAGGGGAGACUUUAAAGAGUUGGUAUUGCACCAUAUCGUCACGCUGGCUUUGAUCGGAUUGAGCUACCGUUUUCAUUUCACAUAUAUGGGUGUGGCGGUUUAUGUGACGCACGAUAUAUCAGACUUCUUCCUGGCGACCUCGAAAACACUCAACUACCUCGACCUCUGGCUCACAAGCCCCUUCUUCGCCGUCUUCGUCUUCGUCUGGGCCUAUCUACGCCAUUACGUCAAUCUCGUCAUCCUCAAAUCUCUCCUCCCGCCAGCCACUUACACCAUCCCGUUCACCUCUCUCACCAUCCAGACUGGUGAAUUUGCCAUCGUCGGACCAUACACGCUAGAUUUUGCAACUCAACAAUACAAAUGCUGGAUCAGCCAGCCCAUGGUUUUCCUCUUACUAGCUGCUCUACAGUGCAUUAACAUCUUCUGGUUCUUCUUGAUCCUCAGGAUUCUGUGGCGGAUUCUGGUUACGAGUAAGCUGUCGGAUGUCAGGAGUGAUGAUGAGGGUGGCGAGAAGGAGGAGGAGGAGGGGGAGGAGGAUGUUGUGACGAAGUCGAGUGCCAUCGAGGAGAAGAAGAAGGCGGCUGGGUUGGGGAGUGGCAACGGGCAUGCGAAGACGCCUAUGCUUGCUGUUAAUGGGAGGCCGAUUAGUCCUGUGGCAGAGUAG
Messenger RNA from Recurvomyces mirabilis, 1482 nucleotides. It is a transcript of the gene LAG1, whose product is annotated as sphingosine N-acyltransferase lag1. Gene Ontology annotation, cellular component: membrane. Gene Ontology annotation, biological process: ceramide biosynthetic process. Gene Ontology annotation, molecular function: sphingosine N-acyltransferase activity. Bases 1 to 1482 code for a protein of 493 amino acids. The transcript is spliced from 2 exons. The record is from RefSeq and is a predicted model, not a curated record. NCBI's taxonomy places the organism in Eukaryota, Fungi, Ascomycota, Dothideomycetes, Mycosphaerellales, Teratosphaeriaceae.